GGUCUCUAUGACAGUUGGUUCGCCUACAUUAAUCCCUAGAAGCAGAAGAAGAAGAAUUCAUAAUGUUUGUGUUUCACUCUUACCUGUGAUUAGUUAAAUAGUACUUUCUCCUUUAUAUAUCUCUGUAUAUCCUUGGAUACUGAUACCUCAUAACCUCAAAUUAACUAACAAACGUUUGAUGUCGUUUAACUAAAUAUUUACACGAUGUCUUAUUUAUCACGAAGAGAAGUGGAUGAAUUGAAACCUUCCAUUGAUAAGGCAGUAUACAAAUUGUUAGGAACAAAUGAUUCCUCGGUUGUGAACACUGCGGUACACUGUUUAGACUCCGGAUAUGAUAAACGGAAAACUUCAGAUAAACUUGGUUCAUAUUUGGAUAGUAAAAAAGCAUCAAAACUUGCAGAAAAAUUAUUUGAUUUGGUGGAAGAUUAUAAAGCAGCACACAGAUCUAAGAAAAGAAGCUAUGAUGAGCCAAGAGACAGAGAUGUUAAGAGGCCGAAACCGUCUAGAUUUGAUGACAAAGACAGUAAAUAUGAUGAUAGAUCCAGGAGCAAACCUCCAGAUCCUGAGAAAAAGGAGGACGAUAGAAAAAUGUUUGCACCACCUCAUAAGAAAAAUGUAAAUAUUUCAAAUAUUAGUAUCCCCACACCUAGCAUUUAUGGCAUUCCCAUGGGGUUGUUGAACAGAGGUGAUGCUGAUAAGGCAAGGAAAAUAGCACAAUUGCAAGCCCAAAUUAAGAGUAAAUUGUCCUCAGGAAUUUUAGCUAAUGUUAUCCAAAUACCGGCUGUACCAACGAAACCUACACCUCUUAUAUUAGAUGAAGAUGGUAGAACUGUUGAUAGAUCUGGUAAAGCUGUGCAGUUAACCCAUGUAGUUCCCACUUUAAAAGCUAACAUUAGAGCUUUGAAGAGGGAGCAAUUUAAAACCCAACCAGAGAAAUCUGGUGAAGAUAACUCUGAAACUAGAUUUGUUGAUAAUAGGAUAGGAAUCAAGCCUGCAAUUAGAAAUAAAAGGGUUUUGAGGUUUCAUGAGCCUGGAAAAUUUCAACAACUGGCUGAGCGUCUUCGCAUGAAGGCACAACUAGAGAAACUUCAAAAUGAGAUCUCACAAAUUGCAAAGAAGACUGGCAUUUCUUCAGCUACAAAAUUGGCAUUGAUUGCAAAAUCAGAAGGCCAUAGUGAUGAAAUACCUCAGAUGGAAUGGUGGGAUUCUGUUAUUUUGGUGGAUAAUCUUGAUACCAUGAAGGAUGGACAAAUUCUUCUGAAGGAUACUGCUAUUAAUACCUUAGUAGAACAUCCAACACAAAUGAGAUGUCCAACUGAUCCAAUAAAACCAGUUUAUAUGCCAGUCUUUCUGACAAAGAAAGAGAGAAAGAAACUGCGACGGCAAAAUCGUCGGGAAAUGUGGAAAGAGGAACAGGAAAAGAUUCGUCUCGGUUUGGAACCACCACCAGAACCCAAAUUACGUAUCUCCAACCUAAUGAGAGCAUUGGGAACAGAAGCUGUCCAAGAUCCCACAAAAAUUGAAGCACAUGUCAGAGAACAGAUGGCAAAAAGACAGAAAGCACAUGAAGAAGCCAAUGCGGCAAGGCAAUUGACGGCGGAACAAAAACGCGAUAAAAAGAUUAAGAAAAUUAAGGAGGACACUACGCUGGGUACACAUGUCUCUGUAUACAGAAUUAGAGAUUUACAUGAUUUGGCUUCAAAGAAGUUCAAAGUUGAGACAAAUGCAAAGCAGUUGUUCAUGACUGGCUGUGUUAUGUUAUAUCCAGAUUGUUGUGUUGUGGUGGUGGAAGGAGGACCUAAGCAACAAAAGAAAUAUAGAAGAUUAAUGUUAAACAGAAUAAAAUGGGAAGAAGAUAUUGUGAAAGAUCCAGAUGGCAAGGAAGUGCCUAAUAAAUGUGUACUAGUUUGGGAAGGAACUACUAAGCAGAGGAACUUUGGGGAAGUAAAAUUUAAAGUUUGCCCAACAGAGAGAAUGGCCAGAGAACAUUUUAAGAAACACAAAGUAGAACAUUAUUGGGACUUGGCUUACAGUGGAGCAGUACUGGAACAAGCCAAUGAUACUGUUGAAUGACAUUUAUUCAAUUAUGAUUUGGAAUGGAUGUAGAUAAGACAGAUUUUUAUAAAUAAUAUUUACAAUAA
This is a messenger RNA of Aethina tumida (small hive beetle), 2141 nucleotides long. RefSeq names its product U4/U6 small nuclear ribonucleoprotein Prp3 (gene Prp3). The record is from RefSeq and is a predicted model, not a curated record. NCBI's taxonomy places the organism in Eukaryota, Metazoa, Arthropoda, Insecta, Coleoptera, Nitidulidae. Gene Ontology annotation, cellular component: U4/U6 x U5 tri-snRNP complex. The transcript has 4 exons. Bases 205 to 2073 code for a protein of 622 amino acids. Gene Ontology annotation, biological process: mRNA splicing, via spliceosome.